AUGGAUAAAAAGAUAGUGCGCAAAGGGCCGCUGCCUGGGGGUCGCCGGGGCGCGUCUGGAGCUGGCGCUGGACGCGGCAGCAUGCGGGCCGCCAGCCGAGCGCGAGGAGCUGCACGGUCAUCUACCAGCCCUCCGCAUCCAUCAUCCCCACCAGAAGGCUUGGUGUCGGCUGGGUCUUCUCGGACUCAGCAAGCGGCACCCGCCGCUGGUGGAGCACGUCGCAUGCGUUGGUCACAAGAAAUGAAUGCAAACGCACUGCGGGCGUACUUUAGGGCAAAAGGGGAAGAAACUGGAUGUUUGGCGUAUCGGGCUAGGAUGCAUCGUCUUUUUGCUGAGCUGGAGCCAUCUUUAAUCGUCACAGAGCAAAACCUGGCAGACCGAGUUCGGUAUAUCUUGCGCUCAAAUAUAUUUGAUGUCGCCGAACUCGAACGGCUACGACGUGAGGCUGUUCCCUCGUCGGAUGAGAAUGCUAGGGCUGAGGAUGCGGCGCCACAAAUGGUAGAGCAACCCGCAAACGUGGAUGCCGCCGUGAAUACCCCAGUUGUGGUUGAUUCAAACGAUGAUGGAACAGUCGCCCAGGAACUGGAAUUAGAGCAUAUGAGGAGUAUAUUGGAAGAGGCGAUUGUGGAAACGCGCAGUACGCCUCUCGAAAAUCGACCGCGACUUCCCCGCAUAGCCCUAAGCAAGCGGAAUCGGGCUAUCGUGAGGGCUCUGAACCCAAUGCUGGUUACCUAUUUGGAAGCCAGCCGGGACCUUUGCGAGACGGACUCAAUUCUUUUUGGCGCCGCGCUGGCAGUCUGCCGUAUCAUAGGCGCCAAGGUUUCCACGACUGGACGCGCUACUGGCCAUAGUAGCGCUAUCCCAGCAUGGAGAAGAAGAAUUGAGGAACGUAUCGCAAAGGCUAGAGCUCUCAUCGGCAGACUGAUAUGCUUCAGAUCAGGCAACAAGAGGCCAAGAAUUGUGCGCACCGUCAGGAUGGCGUUUGCUGGGACAAAUGUCAGUUUGUCCCAGCCGGAUAUAACGCAAAAACUGACGGAGCGCAUAGAUGAUCUGAAGCAGAGAAUCGCUGCUUGGGGAAAGCGGAUUCGGCGAUAUACCGAGAGGUCGACACGGUUCAACCAGAAUCGUCUCUUCCAGAGUGAUCAGAAGAGGCUCUAUGAAUCAUUGGAGCGACCAAUGGUAAGUGGAACGGGUCCAGCACCGAAUCAGGCCGACACUGUAGCAUUCUGGCGCGGCCUGUGGUCAGAGCCCGUAAACCACAGCGAGGGCCCUUGGACGGAAGUUGUGGCGAGUCAGUGUGCGGGACCCCAUGGACCCCGUCAUCAUAACGCCGGAUGA
This is a messenger RNA of Parnassius apollo (apollo), 1338 nucleotides long. Lineage: Eukaryota; Metazoa; Arthropoda; Insecta; Lepidoptera; Papilionidae. The record is from the annotation of a GenBank genome assembly.